Pistacia vera is the source of this 1117-nucleotide messenger RNA. Its product is annotated as mitochondrial import inner membrane translocase subunit TIM23-2. Gene Ontology annotation, cellular component: TIM23 mitochondrial import inner membrane translocase complex; mitochondrial inner membrane. Gene Ontology annotation, biological process: protein import into mitochondrial matrix. NCBI's taxonomy places the organism in Eukaryota, Viridiplantae, Streptophyta, Magnoliopsida, Sapindales, Anacardiaceae. The record is from RefSeq and is a predicted model, not a curated record. Bases 162 to 725 code for a protein of 187 amino acids. The transcript has a single exon. Gene Ontology annotation, molecular function: transmembrane protein transporter activity.
GGUCAGCCAACGUGUGACGUGUCUCGAAAAAACCAGAGGAAACCUUCACACCUUCUCGGCAUUUUCUUUAAUUUCCAAUCAGUUCUGCUUUCUCUUUCUCUCAACUCAACGGCCUCUUUCUCUUUCUAAGCCAAACCCUAACCCUAAAAUCCCAACAAUACAUGGCUUACCACCACACACCCGGAUCGGACGACAAGCGCGACCCCAACGCGCGCUUCUACAACCCCUACGCCGACCUCAACAUCCCCAGCCAAAAUCUUUACAAACUCCCCACCUCCCCGGAGUUCCUCUUCCCUGAGGAGAGCCUCCGCCAGCGCCGUUCGUGGGGGGAGAAUCUCACCUUUUAUACCGGGACGGCUUACUUGGGGGGGUCUAUUACCGGCGCAGGCAUCGGGUUGUUCUCCGCUUUUAAAUCGAUGGAGCCUGGGGACACGUUGAAGUUGCAGGUUAAUAGGGUUUUGAAUUCUUCCGGGCAUUCGGGUCGGUCAUGGGGAAACCGGGUCGGUGUGAUCGGGUUGAUUUACGCGGGGAUGGAGAGUGGGGUGGUGGCGCUUACGGAUAGGGAUGAUGUUUGGAGUAGUGUGGCGGCGGGGCUCGGGACUGGGGCGGUCUGUCGGGCGGCGAGAGGUGUGAGGUCGGCGGCGGUGGCGGGUGCGCUUGGUGGACUGGCGGCGGGUGCGGCAGUGGCGGCGAAGCAGGUGAUGAAGAGAUAUGUUCCGAUUUGAGAGGGAUUUGUAUGGUUUCUUUGAGAAAGUUUCAAUUUUGACCUGAUAGAGAUUAAAAAAAUUCCAUUGAUGAGUGAAUGUUCUGAUUGAAUUAUGAAUUAUGAGCCAUGAAAUUGAUUAAUUUAUAGAUAUAUAUAGUUUUAGUGUUAUGAUGUAAUAAAUAAUUACUUCGGUGAUGAAAGACACUGAUGACUGAAUCGAAAGUUUCCAAGUUUCUAUUAGGAGUUAUUUGAGUGGGAAUUUAUUUCUGUGUUGUUUUGUAAUUUUUUUUUUUUUUUUUCCUGUUAGCUGUGGCUUUAGAACUAAAAGCUGAUUUGCAGUUAGUGAUUUUGGCAUGUUCUAAUGUAAUUAAUAAUGAUGUGGUGGUUAAGAACACGAAUGAUGAUUUUUGA